CUCGCGGAGGCCCCCCGGAACGAAAACAACAAAUCCCAGAAUGCACCAUUAGCACAGCGUUGUGUAAGUUCCAGCAAAGACAGUCUUCUAGUAUAAACACUCACGUGCACAGGGCGGCCGAAAUGGAGUAAACACAACUUUUUUUGUGUGUUUAAUACAGAGAGUGUAUCAUAUGUGUUAAGGUAUUGGAGAAGUAACAGACGCGGCGAUUAUUUCUGAACCAUUGAAAGCUAACGUUGCAUCUGUUUAAUCAGGACCUCAGAAAGCAAGAAAGAUAUAAAAAGGGCCUAUCAAAUAUGUCCUCCCCCCAGUCAUAUUCAAGGCGGCAGUGGUGUUGUUACCUUUGCGAUUUGCCUAAGAUGCCUUGGGCUAUGAUCUGGGACUUUAGCGAGACUGUCUGCCGAGGCUGUGUGAAUUAUGAAGGUACGGACCGUAUUGAAUUUCUCAUAGAGACGGCAAGGCAGUUGAAAAUAACUCAUGUUAUGCAGGAUGACAGGUCCCCGUGUCCCCAACCCACUAAACAUGGCCCAGGUGGGAGAGAUGGACCUAUGGAGGGUGGCAGGCCACUUCCUGAACGCUUUGAAAGGGGAAGAGGGGACUACGGAGCCCCAGCACGGAUCCCCAACGGUCUGCACAGAAUAGAUGACGGGGGCCCACAACAAGAACUCAGUGGCCAGAGCCCUAACAACGCCAGAAGACCCAUGGGGGGUACUGUUCCGCCCAAUUUAAUGACACAAGGCCUUGUGGGGGCUCCACACGGGUUGCUAGCAGCUGUGCCUGGUUUAAAUGCCAGAGUUGGGGGAGCCCCCCUCACCCUCUCUGCCCCCAUGCUGAACGAGAUCACCAAGAGGCAGCUGAGCAUGGGCAUGGGUGUGGCCUCCUUCCUGAGCCCUGAGUUUGAGAAGGAGCUGAGGGAGAAGCAGAGGAAUGCAGAGGCUCUGGCCGAGCUGUCAGAGAGUGUACGGAACCGAGCAGACGACUGGGCCGGCCGACCCAAGGCUGUACGAGGGGCCCUGCUCACCCUCUCCGGCUGCACCCCCUUCAACGUGCGCUUCAAGAAGGACCACAGCCUGGUGGGACGGAUCUUUGCCUUCGACGCCAAGCUGGCGCUGGACUUUGAGCUGAAGAUCUUUGCGGAGUACCCGUGCGGCUCGGGGAACAUGUUCUCCAGUCUGGCGGUGCUGGUCAAGCAGAUGUUCCACGACAGCCAGAGAGACUCAGGGAGCAAGAUGGUCAACUCUGGCCUAAAGUAUGUGGAGUACGAGAAAAGGCAUGGCGCGGGGGACUGGCGACUGCUCUCUGAGCUGCUGAGUGACGCGGUAAGGGCCUUUAAGGACACCCCCGGCCCUGACGUUCUCCCCCAGCCCUACCUGGACGCCAGCUGCUCCAUGCUGCCCACAGCGCUGUGUCACAUGUCCCGCUCGGCACCGCCAGUCCGCGGGCGCCGGAGGAAGGCUUCCCCAGAGCCCCAGGGUGGAGAGGUAGUGACCACAGAGGAGCAGCUCCGGCAGCACUGGCCCAUGGGGAUGUACCCGGGAAUGGCUAUCCACCUAGCUGCCUCCUCCUUCCCCAGCGUUAGCCAGCCACCUCCCCACCAGGAGGGCUCGGCCUCCCAUUCCCACAGCAGCAACUCCUCCCCCAUCACAGCACUGAUGAGCGUGGCUGAGUCACCCAGAGAGGCCCCUAGCAGCAGCAGCAGUAGUGGUGGAGGCCUGGGCCACUCCUCCUUGGCAGUGAGGCAGAGCAGCAGCAGCCCCAUGGCGGCCUGCCCUGCGGGGCAGCAGCGGCGCCUGGCCUCCAGGAAUGGGGAACCUCAGGGAGCCAGCAACUCUGCAGGGGGAACCACAGCAGCUCUCCCCCUGGCUGGGGCCUCGGACCAGGGAGCAGGGGACCCCUCCGGCUCCUCUGGUCCCCCUCUCUGCUGCACCAUCUGCCACGAGCGCUUGGAAGACACUCACUUUGUCCAGUGCCCCUCGGUUGCGGCCCAUAAGUUCUGCUUCCCUUGCACCAGAGACUUCAUCCGGAGCCAGGGGCCCGGCAGCGAGGUGUUCUGCCCCAGUGGAGAGCGGUGUCCCCUGGUGGGCUCCAACGUGCCCUGGGCCUUCAUGCAGGGAGAGAUCGCUACCAUCCUGGCUGGAGAUGUCAAGGUGAAGAAGGAGCGCGACCCCUAAAUCCUCUGGGACAGCUGACUAAGGCUGUUGACGCCUGAGUGGAGCUGGAGCCUGCAGACAGAUAACGACAAUCUCAACAGGUUCUCCCCACCUCGCAGCCAAUCACCACAGCAAUCCGCCAGGUUCUCCCCACCUCGCAGCCAAUCACCACGGAAAUCCACCAGGUUCUCCCCAACUCACAGCCAAUCAUCAUACACAUCCACCUGCAUGGAGCAGGCCUUACACUACCACUUCACUGUCUGGUUGGUUAGGGGGUGACGAUACCCCCAGCCCCAGCUCACCUCUAAUACCUAAUUCACCCCUUUGUCCCUCAAAUAUCAACUUAUCUACAUUAGUAUUGGUCACUAGUAUUAGUCACUGAAGUUAUAAACCAGUGGACCAUGGUUGAGAAGUAUGAACUUCAUCUAGCCUCUGUUCUAGGUGAUUUUAGGGCUGUUGUUUUCUGUUUCAUUGAACAUCUUUCUAACAGAUUUCUGAGUGGCAACGUGAAAGAGGGACGACUUCACUACAUGUUACAGCAACAUACAGA
Messenger RNA from Oncorhynchus masou masou (cherry salmon), 2700 nucleotides. Its product is annotated as interferon regulatory factor 2-binding protein 1-like. The transcript has 2 exons. Lineage: Eukaryota; Metazoa; Chordata; Actinopteri; Salmoniformes; Salmonidae. Gene Ontology annotation, molecular function: transcription corepressor activity. Gene Ontology annotation, cellular component: nucleus. Bases 297 to 2171 code for a protein of 624 amino acids. The record is from RefSeq and is a predicted model, not a curated record. Gene Ontology annotation, biological process: regulation of transcription by RNA polymerase II.